AUGGGCUGCGGCGGAAGCCGAGCCGAUGCUAUCGAGCCGCGCUACUACGAGAGCUGGACGCGGGAGACCGAGUCUACUUGGCUAACCAACACCGACGCCGAGCCCCAGCAGCCGCUUCCCGCCGUCGGCCCAGAGAACGGCAACGCAGAGGUUGGCCUAAGGGACCCGGGAAUUUUAGAAGAUAGCAAAUCAACUCAGACCUGUACCGGAAAGUCCUCAGCUGCAAGUGGAAUAGGUAGUGCUGAAAAGAGAACUCACUGUGGUACACAGUGUACAAAAUUGUCAAUUCACACUACUGGAACUUCGGCACAGAAACAACAAAAUGGCUUUAGGACCACAGAGGCUAAAUGGGACAACAAGAAAAAAGCCACAAAAGAAGUCACUAUUAAUUCCACCAAAACAAUCAGACAAAUUAAUAACAGAAGAAUUACAAAGAACUGUGUCAAUUAAAAGAGCCAAAGGAGAAUGUGAACGAAUUCUGCAAUAUUUUGCUGCACUUUAACAGAUUACUUAAUGUGAAGAGCUCAAGGUGUUUUACUUUCAAAGUGAAUGUGGUGGCUAUCUGCUGCUGAGUGCCUUUGGAAAAACUGUCAACUCUCCUUGUUCUAAACUGCUGCCAACAUUGAAUGCUUGGACACUUCUUUUUGUUCUGUAUUGCCAUUCAGGUAAGGCUGGGCCAGCAAUUAGCACAUCUUGGCUUGGUGUUUUACAUUGCCACUUAAGUAGUUUCACAUAAAAAUGUAAAUCAAACUAUUUCAGAAACAUUCAAAAGUACCCUUUACAAAUUGAAUCUGUGACACCUGAUUUUAGGUACAUGGAAGUUGAGAGGUCAUAUAAUCAUUCUGUGGUUGUCACUUAGCUCAAUUCAGUUUGCACAUUUAAUACUUAGCAUCCUAAUCCUAAAGAUGUUCAGUACAAUGACUGUGUAAUAUGGACUGGCAUCUUUUGUUUUAUACCCCAGUGGCAUGCUGGGUAAGCCAUGUAAUCACAGCCUGAUUUGCUAUACCGUGUGAGAACUACUACAGAUCAGAUGACCAAGGUUUCUGUCAGCAGAGAUAAAUUUUAUGGUAGCUGAAAUACACAUAAGGGCAUUGUACCCCAAUUUUGUCCACAUCUGUGCCACGUAGUACCUUUGCACUGUAUUGCAAUUAUAAUCUGGCUAUGAAGCCUGCUGUUUCUGCAGUUUAAUCUUCUUGACCUAGCCUACCAAUUUGACAGGAAUGCCGAACAUGCCCCCACCACACUCAUCAGAUCAAUAAUCUAUGUGUUGGGAGGGUAGAAAAUUGGGGCACAGAACUGGUGGGCCCCCGCUGUUAAAAGCUUGCUGGGCUGGAUCUGGUCUGUGGGCUGGGAGUUCACUUCUCCUGCUGUAAUGGAAUUGAUCCAUUGAGUUGAUACAAUAUGGUGUCAUAUAAGAGGCACAACUCAACCACUCAUUACGUUAAGCAUGGCUAACGUUGGCCCUUCAAAUGCUAUUGGACUACAGUUCCCAUCAUCCAUUAUGUUGGCUGGCGCUGAUGGGAGCUGGGUUUCUAACAAUAUCUGGAGACCCACAGGUCAACCACCCCUGCAUUAGGUUAUUACAUACCACAUUGCUGGUACAAGAGGUUGUGCUAGUGAACCAUAAAGCCUUCACACCAAUACCUUUUGAUAAUACGUUGUCUAACAGAAAGUGUAAAUUCAGCAGUGCCCGUUCAUAAUUGAA
Messenger RNA from Rhineura floridana, 1705 nucleotides. It is a transcript of the gene BAALC, whose product is annotated as BAALC binder of MAP3K1 and KLF4. The record is from RefSeq and is a predicted model, not a curated record. NCBI's taxonomy places the organism in Eukaryota, Metazoa, Chordata, Lepidosauria, Squamata, Rhineuridae. The coding region runs from base 1 to 450 and encodes 149 amino acids. Gene Ontology annotation, cellular component: cytoplasm. The transcript is spliced from 3 exons.